Lasiodiplodia theobromae is the source of this 1533-nucleotide messenger RNA. Its product is annotated as F-box domain cyclin-containing protein. The coding region runs from base 1 to 1533 and encodes 510 amino acids. Gene Ontology annotation, molecular function: protein binding. The record is from RefSeq and is a predicted model, not a curated record. The transcript has a single exon. NCBI's taxonomy places the organism in Eukaryota, Fungi, Ascomycota, Dothideomycetes, Botryosphaeriales, Botryosphaeriaceae.
AUGUCUGCCAGCAUCUCUCCCGGCAACAGCCACAAGUACGAUACGACCGCUCCGACCAUUGGACUGCCCCGCAAGCUCCACAUGGCCAAAGAGGUCCCCAAGAUCCGCGCUCGCCGCGAGGAGCAGCGUGUCGCUCGCACGCAUACUGCCGGCAUCGAGAAGCUCCCCCCCGAGCUCAUGCUCAUGGUUCUGAAGGACCUUGACUACGACGACAUCAUCAACCUCCGUAGCACAUCGCACUCGAUGCAGGCGAUGACCUGGCCCCACGCCUCCAAGAACUACUUUACCACCAUCCGCGUCCCCCUAAGCCACGAGGGUCACGACCGCAUCGCCAUGUUCGUUGCCGAGAGAGCCGACUUUAGGGACAGCUUUACCAAGCUCGUUCUUGAGGCCGGUGUCCACAUCCCCUCCGAUGCCGACCACCCGCCUCUGACCAAGAAGGAACGCCGCAAGCUUGCGAAGUAUGCAAAGAAGGCGGAGAAGGCCAUCCAAGUCAGGAAGAAGCAGCUUGCGCUGGCUGCUGAGAGGCAGGCGCAGCGUCACGAGGCUGCUGGUACGAUGCCGGACGCCGACUACACCCCUCCUCCUGUUGUCCUCGACCCGGAUUACAUCAAGCCGCGCAAGUGGAACCGCGGCCAGAGUCUGCCGACGGCCUCCCAGAAGAACGCCGACACCCACAAGGGCAGGCUGUACGGAGCCCGUGUCAUCCGCAAGUGCCUGGAGCUGCUUCCCUCCAUCACCGACAUCACCAUCUACCACAACGUCGAGGGCAUCAAGCAGCGCGAGCGCCCCAUGUGGGUCAACGACCACUGCACCGCGUCCGCUGAGGCUGAGGCCCUGCUCGUCGCCCUGGCCGACCACCCGAUGCCCAAACUCAAGCGCCUGCACCUGGCCAGCAGCCACUUCGACCGCAACUGGAACGAGGGCCUCAUCAUGCUGGCCAACCUCGACAACAUCCCGAACAGCAAGCUCGCCGCGCUGGCUCCAACCCUCGCCAACCUCGAGGCCUUUGGCCUCUCCAUCAACACCAACACCCUCGACGACGUCAGCGACGCCGCGUACGGCACCGUCUCCCAGCUCUUGCGCAUGAUGCCCAACCUCACGUCGCUCGAUGUGGCCGUGUCCAAGCGCAGCAGGAAGGUUUAUCCCACCGAGAUCUUCCGCAACAUCGUCCAGAACGUCCCGUGCCUCCACAAGCUCGAAAACCUCACCAUCCACGAGUGGCCGCUCGAGCAGCCGGCCUUCAAGGCCUUCAUCGCCAAGCACCGCAAGACGCUGGAGACCCUGAGCCUCGACCGCAACCGCCUCUACCACUCGUUCACGCCUGGCGCAGAGAACAAGUCAAAUGCGGGUAACUGGCCCGUGCUUGUUGAAGAGAUGAAGGACAACACCAUGUUGUGUGUCCAGGAGAAGAUGACGCUGGAGCACAACGAUCCCUCGCUCAUGAGGAAGCUGUUCCUACGCAAGAUGACGGAAGAGGAGAAGAAGAAGAAGGGAGAGGCCACGGAAGACACUGACACGAUGGACGUCUGA